UUCAUGGCUGCUGCCCAAACUUUUUUUCUUAAUUCAAUUUUCACUUCCAAGUUGCAGAGCAGGACAGAGCAGGCAGCACCAUUCCCACCUACCCCGAGCUUGGAUUCUUGGGCCUUCUUUCCAUUAAGAUCUCCCCAUAACAACUAUUUUGCACUCCCACUUUACUCUGUCCACUAACCGAGAAGAAGAGGCAGGGACAAAAGCCUCUCUUCUCUUGCCUUUACUUUUCCAUGGCGGCCGCCGCAGCCGCAUCCUCUGCCUUGCCGGUCCUCCUCCUCUUCCUCCUUCCCCUCUCAUUCGCCGCCGGCGCCCGCUCGCCAUGCUUCACAUCAUUCUUCAGCUUCGGCGACUCCAUAACUGAUACCGGCAACCAGAUGCUGUUGGCUCCCGAGGGCAACCUACCUCACUGCUGCUUCCCUCCUUACGGCGAGACCUACUUCGGCCGACCGUCUGGCCGCUGCUCCGACGGCCGUCUCAUCGUCGAUUUCAUCGCUGAGCAUUUGGGGCUUCCGUUGCUGACGCCGUUCCCGGGGAAGCUUCACAGCAACGAUUUCCCGUUGGGGGCCAACUUCGCGGAAGGAGGGGCGACGGCGCUGGACUUCCACUUCCUGGCGGAGAAAGGGAUUUAUAACACGCACACCAAUCUAUCGCUGCAGGUAGAGAUCGAUCGAUUCAAGGAAUUGCUGGCCACCAUCUGUUCAUCUCCCUCUGAAUGCAAGGACUACCUGAGCAAAUCUCUGAUUCUGCUGGGAGAGAUUGGAGGAAUCGACUACAAUCGAGCAUUCUUUGAAGAUGUUGCCAGCGACAAAAUCAUCGCCAUUGUGCCGUACGUCGUUGCCGAGAUUGGCAAAUCAGUCAAGCAAUUGGUUGAGUUAGGGGCGGUAACGAUUCUGAUCCCUGGGAACCUCCCCAUCGGGUGCUGGCCGGGAUAUCUGACCAAGUUCUGGAGCCCCAAUAAGGAAGACUACGACCCAUUAAGCGGCUGCCUGGUUUGGUAUAACAAUUUCGCUCAACACCACAACAAACUCCUCCAACACCAAAUUGUUCGUUUGCAGAAACUUUACCCUCACACCAACUUGAUCUACGGGGACUACUUUGGCUCCGCCACGCGAUUCCACCGACAUCCUCAAAAAUUUGGGUUUACUGGUUCGGCAGUGGUGGCUUGUUGUGGAGGUGGAGGGCCGUAUAACUACAAUGAGUCUUUGAUUUGUGGGAACCCGGGAUCAAAGGCUUGCGCCGAGCCGUCGACCUACGUGAAUUGGGACGACCAUCAUUUCACUGAAGCGGCGUAUAGGAUAGUGGCUAAGGACGUGUUGGAAGGUCCAUUUUCGACUCCUCGAUUCAAUGCGUCUUGUCUCGUGGGCCGGACUACCGACAGUGGGCGACAUUCCUCCUACUAGUUUGUUUUGGGCCCAAAGAGGAAAAUUUAAUGAUGUAGAUGCUGCCCAUGUGUACGACGUCGAGGGCAUGGUUCUAGUGGUGGUUAAUCUCUUGGGCUUUUUAAUUUUGUUCCGCCCAGUAAUUCAAUUGGGCCAAGAUUGAGUUGGCCAUGAUUUAGUGUCUAAAAUUAUGUUGCAUUUUUUUAUAAAAAUAAAAUAGAAAAAUUAUGUUGCA
Messenger RNA from Linum trigynum, 1614 nucleotides. Lineage: Eukaryota; Viridiplantae; Streptophyta; Magnoliopsida; Malpighiales; Linaceae. The record is from the annotation of a GenBank genome assembly.